UGGUACUUCAACACCUCUCUCUCUCUUCAUUGCUGCAGUGAAUUGGAAAAGUCACUCCGUGCGCGCUGUCAGAGUCCAAGCAUAACGAUAGCGGAUCAUUUUAACAUGAUGGGAUUUAACCGAAAACAUACGGAGCUCUGCAAUUAACAACACGCUGGUGGGAUAUCAAAGGAGUUUACCAUGCAGCGAACAACAAUCUGUUUGUGGAAUAACACUUUCGAGAGAUUGACGAAAAGUUUACAAAUCUGAAUGAGAUUGUAGAAGCAACAUGCUAAAGUAUGUCAAUUAUACCGGUAUGCAAAGAGAAAAGCUCGGGUUUUAGAGCAAGUCAUCUUUUCUGGGCGUUACGAGACCUCCACACCAUUUCCUGAGAGAGAAUGAAAAUAAGAUUUGCCUUUCCAAGCAGACUGCGGAAGAAGAAUUUCAUUUCUUCUUUAUCAUUGCUGCUGGUGAUCUGUGCCUUCUUGCUGCUCUUCCUAAAGUUCACUGUUAAAUACAGCAUUACCAUUGAAACCUAUGGGUCUACCGCAGGCUACAAUGACGUUGAGCUGCUCCAUCGCUACAACAUUGACUGCAAUGCCAUCUAUGAAAUGGAGCCGGCCGAGUUGGGGAAGUCGCUGGUCAUCAGAAAACAGGUGGUGGUGGAAGAGCAGGACAAGAGCUUGGUCAACCUGAUCUCCAAUUGCCCGCGAUACCUCCGCUCCCGGGGCUAUGGGGAUGUCCAAGUGUCUGAGGAGGAGCAGGCCUUCCCCCUGGCCUACUCACUGGUGGUCCACAAGUCUGCCUCCAUGGUGGAGAAGAUCCUCAGGGCUGUCUACACCCCUAACAACAUCUACUGUAUCCACUACGACCUGAAGUCAUCAGAACUGUUCAGAGAGUCCAUGGAGGGUCUGGCACGCUGUCUACCCAACGUCUUCAUCGCCUCUAAGCUGGAGGCAGUGACGUACGCCAGCAUCAGCCGCCUCAAUGCUGACCUCAACUGCCUGUCUGACCUUAUAGGAUCAAAGGUCAAGUGGAAGUAUGUCAUCAACCUGUGCGGUCAGGACUUUCCCCUGCGCUCCAACAUAGAGCUGGUGGCUGACCUGAAGAAGCUCCGGGGGGGUAACAUGAUGGAGACAAGUCGCCCCAGCGAAUACAAAAAGCAGCGCUUCUCCUUCCACCACGAGCUGCAGAACGCGUCAUUCGAGUACCACCGGCUGCCGGUGAAAACCAACAAGGCCAAGGGGCCUCCGCCGCACGGCAUACAGAUGUUCAUCGGCAGCGCGUACUUCGUGCUCUCGCUGGAGUUCGUCACUUAUAUGAACAAGUCUGCACUGGCCAGGGACUUCCUGAUGUGGUCAAAUGACACCUACUCCCCAGACGAACACUUCUGGGCCACGCUGACACGAGUGCCGGGCGUGCCAGGUGAGGUGCCACGGGCCCAGGCCGACAUCACAGACCUGAUGAGCAAGACCAGGCUGGUGAAGUGGAACUACCUGGAGGGACCGCUUUACCCAUCAUGCACAGGGAAACACGUCCGCAGUGUGUGUAUCUAUGGGGCGGGGGAGCUGCGCUGGCUACUGAACUACGGCAGCUGGUUCGCUAAUAAGGUGGACGCCAAAGUUGACCCGGUCCUUAUCCAAUGUCUUGAGGAUAAAUUACAGGAGAAACAGAGACUCUUGGUCAAGGCUAUGAAGUCACAACAAAAGAUUCCCUCCUCUGUGUUAGCAGUUGAUUUUAUUCUUCAAUAAUACAAACUCCAAAGCAAAUCAGGGGGAGAAAAUGUUAUUUAUUUGAGAAAGACAAAUCAUAGAUGUUAUGCUGGGAUGCUCUCGUCCUCUCAUCCUCUGCGCUGUGUAUUUAUUUUCAAAAUAUUCUUAUACCUGGAAAAGGUUAAAUAAAUGGAUGAUUGAUUAUUAAUGGGUUAAUUCAUGUGGGAAUAUGGAACCUUUGUAAUGCUGUUUUUGACAGCACCAUUUUGGUAUUAUUAAAGACUUUUGUCUGAGUUGAUCAUGUCCGAAACUCAAAUGAUGUGACAGUGCUUUAUGGUAUUUAUGAUAGUGGAAUGCUGGAUGAGAUAGUGGAAUGCUGGAUGAGAUAGUAGAAUGCUGGAUGAGAUAGACUUGGCUAUCUAUGUUAGGGUUAUUCUCUCGUUUUGCAACUUGAGACUUGAAGUGGGGAAUGUUUGUGAUAGUCUGACCUUUAUGUAAUAUGGAUUAGGUUAACCAGGGCCUUGGCUCCCCAGGUGAAAGCAUGUGAAAACCAGCGUAUGAUGACUACAGUAUGUAUUCUGACUUCAGAAAAUAUUCACAUCCCUUGACAUUUUCCAGAAUUUGUUGUGUUACAUCCUGAAUUUAAAAUAGAUUGCAUUGAGAUUUUGUGUCACUGGCCUAUACACAAUACCCCAUAAUAUCAAUGAAUGUUUUUAUAAAUAUUAAUUUACAUAAGUAUUCACACCCCUGAGUCAUACAUGUAAGGAUCACCUUUGACGGCAAUUAUAGCCGUUACUCUUUCUAGGUAAGUAUCUAAGAGCUUUGCACACCUUGAUUGUAUACUAUUUGUAAAAAAAAAAAAUCAAAAUUCUUCAAGCUCUGUCAAAUUGUUUGAUCAUUGAUAGACAACCAUUUUCAAGUCUUGCCAUAGACUUUCAAGUAGAUUUAUAAGUCAAAACUGUAAAUCGGCCACUCAGGAACAUUCACUAUCUUCUUGGUAAGCAACUCCAGUGUAGAUUUGGCCUUUUGUUUUGGGUUAUUGUCCUGCUGAAAGGUGAUUUCAUCUCCCAGUGUCUGGUGGAAAGCAGACUGAGAAAGUUUUUCCUGUAGGAUUAUGCCAUUCUGUUUCUUUUUUAUCCUGAAAAAGUCCCCAGUCCUUAACGCUUGAAAAUAUGGAGAGUCGUACUCAGUUAUGUGUUUUGCGCCAAACAUAACACUUUUUUAUUAAGGACAAAAAGUGAAUUACUUUGCCACAUGUUUUCAGUAUUACUUUAGUGCCUUGUUGCAAACAGGAUGCAUGUCUUGGAAUAGGUUUAUUCUGUACAGGCUUCCUUCAUUUCACUCUGUCAAUUAGGUAAGUGGUGUGGAGUAGCUACAAUGUUGUUGAUCCAGCCUCAGUUUUCUCUUAUCAAAGCUAUUCAACUCUGUAACUGUUUUAAAGUCACCAUUUACCUCAUGGUGAAAUCCCUGAGCAGUUUCCUUCGUCUCCGGCAACUGAAUUAGUAAGGACGCUUGCAUCUUUUUACUGACUGGGUGUACUGAUACACCAUCCAAAGUGUAAUUAAUAACUUCACCAUACUCAAAUGAAUAUUCAAUGUCAGACCUUUUUUAUUUUGACCCUCCACCAAUAGGUACCCUUCUUUGCGAGGUAUUGGAAAACCUUGCUGGUCUUUGUGGCUGAAUCUGUGUUUGAAAUUCACUGCUCGACUGAGGGAUGUUACAGAUAAUUGUAUUUGUGGGGUACAGAGAUGAGGUAGUCAUUCAUAAAUCAUGGGAAACACUAUUAUUGCACACAGAGUGGGUCCAUUCAACUUAUUAUGUGACUUGUUAAGCACAUUUUUACUCCUGAACCUAUGUAAGCUUGACAUAACAAAGGAGUUGAACACUCAUUUAAGACAUUUCAGUUUUUAAAUGAGAAAGUGAGAGUUGUAUGAAUCAGUUCAUUAGUCCAGACAUGAAGGGCUUUCAGACUUUAUGGCAUUCCCAGAAAGCAUGCAUUAUUGAGGCAUUAUUUAUUUUACACUUAUGACAUGAUUCUGCCGUUGUGCUGUAGAAUUUGUGAAUUUUGAAACUUGUAAAAUGAUUGUAUACGUUAGUUUAUACUGGAUUAAGCAUAUAGUUUCGUUAACUGUCAUUUUGUUAGCUAUGCUACAACUUUCCCUCCAUCUUGUGCCAACAUCAGUUCUUUUUAAGUCUUGGUUCCAAUAGUAAAAACAAUUUUCUGAGAGAGUUCUCAAUUGGAUAUGCUCUCUGCAGUGUUUUGUAUGUGAACAUCAUUUUCUGACUCAAAUAAGAUUCCCUUAAGGUUGCUCUGAUCUCCAAAAUAUGCAUGUAUUCCAAAAUGACUUUGUAAUUCUGUCAUGGAAAUAAACAUAUUUCCUGUUACCAAGUCA
This is a messenger RNA of Oncorhynchus nerka (sockeye salmon), 4084 nucleotides long. RefSeq names its product beta-1,3-galactosyl-O-glycosyl-glycoprotein beta-1,6-N-acetylglucosaminyltransferase 4-like. The transcript is spliced from 3 exons. Gene Ontology annotation, cellular component: membrane. The record is from RefSeq and is a predicted model, not a curated record. The coding region runs from base 378 to 1730 and encodes 450 amino acids. Lineage: Eukaryota; Metazoa; Chordata; Actinopteri; Salmoniformes; Salmonidae. Gene Ontology annotation, molecular function: acetylglucosaminyltransferase activity.